Messenger RNA from Helicoverpa armigera (cotton bollworm), 4260 nucleotides. RefSeq names its product mucin-2. The transcript has 4 exons. The record is from RefSeq and is a predicted model, not a curated record. Bases 137 to 3613 code for a protein of 1158 amino acids. Lineage: Eukaryota; Metazoa; Arthropoda; Insecta; Lepidoptera; Noctuidae.
UCGACCGCAAACCGCUGAGCAAGCGCCACUUUCCUCCGAUCGACUCCUGCGCACCUCAAUAGUAAUACACUAGUGAAGCCUACUGAAUAUUUUGUGAAGUGACAGUGAUGCAACUGUGUGCAUAUUAGUGAUCGAAAUGUUUUUAUUGAGGACUUUUUGCAGUGUUAAAAUGAAUGCUGUGCGGGUGUGGGUACUCGCGGCCACGCUACAGGCGCUCCUCCUGCCUGCCAGCUGUGGCAACCAUCGCCGCUCUAUGGCCGGCCAACAACAGGGUCUAGCAUCAAAAGGUGGCUGGCGACCAGUGGUAGGAUCUGGAGGUCUACUAUACGGGUCGUUCGGCACGGCUCCACUCCACGCCCAACAUUACAAAAUCCCCGUCCCAGUCAUCGACCAAUACCAGUACCAGUCUUCGACACGUCCUCUCGCGACUAAAGACGGGAACAAACUGACCUCCAUAGCACAGUCGUACCGCCCAACUACACUCAGGACGGUACCAGCAUCUGCUGGGCCAGCAAUCAACCAACCAAUCAACACAUACCACAACCCAUUCGCUUUCCAAAACGGUUUUUCAAACUACAAGUAUGUCCAGAACUAUCCAGUGGAAAGCGUUUUAGUGAGGAACCCUCAUAAUCCGUACAACUCACGGCCCAUUUACUCCAAAUACACGAGUAAGUUAAAUAAAAAUCACGCUCAGAACAUGAUGCUGCAGCAGCUCACAAACGUACAACCGAUACAGUUCGGACAGUACCAGACGAAUAAGCCUUUGGACUUGUUUGGGAAACCGAUUGAGAGUUACGCGAGGCCCACGGAAAAUAAGAAACAGCAGACGAGCGGUACAGAGAUCUACAAGCAGGAGUUGUAUAAGCUGCAAGACAGUGACACGGCACCCCAGUCAGUCAGUCAACAGCAAGUGAAGACAGCGCAACAGCAAGGCUUGGUCGGCAUACCAAACAUCGCCAAUCCUUAUCAACAGUAUUCGUUCCAGGAUUCUGUUUUCCCACCGAGUAUAUUAGGUUCGUUUGGCACAUUCGGAGUCCAAUCAGUGAAAGGAAGGGACCCCGUGUACCAGCUUCCGACGACGAAGACUACUUACUUGCCUCCCCAACCGACAAAGCAGACGAUAUUUAACUCGUUCAGCUACUCCCCCAACUACAAAACAACCGCAACGAUAUUCGAUUCAACAACGCCAAGAUUGCCGACAACUCCAAAUCAAAUUCACUAUGCGACCACAUACAGUGAUUUCAAGAUUACGCCCACACCGCAAACGAAGGUAUAUAUUCCACCCAAGAUUGAUCCAAAUGCAGGAGCCAAAGAUACGUUCAAACCAAGUCCUCAAGAUCCCUUCGCAAAGAACCACCAGAGUGACUUCAACAAAGUGUCUGUGACAACGUACAACCCGACAGUUCCGACGACGACGUUAGCUGACAGCUACUACGAUUACAAUUUCCCCGCUCACCAAAACCAGCAGGGCCAAAUCAGCCAUGAACCGCAAAACGUUAACUUUAGUUACGAGAAAAAGAAGCAUAAGAUACAUGACAGCGUCGCCGCAGGGGGCAACCAGCAACCAUCGAAACAGUACGUUAACGCUCCAUUGAAAUCUCAAGACUCACAAGAUGCACAGAAUACUCCUCACCGACAAACUUACGAAGUUACUGAAGCUACGGAGUCGGAUGUUCACUCCCAUUCAUCAACUGCACCCUGGACAUUGACCUCUCAAGUGUAUGACUACAACAACCAGAAAACUACUGAAGAGUCGGCGAAGCAGCAGGACUAUCCGGACACGUACCGCAGGCCCGAGCCUACACCCGUGCCAGACCUUCCCGAAGAGUUUGCCAUCGUAACCGAGGCAGAGAAUGGCCAUGACAACUCUUUGAGCUACGACAUGAAAGUCGAAUCUCAAAGCAGGCGGCCUCUAGGUGACGACUUCGUUGAACCUAUCGGCAAGCACAAGCUUAAAGACUAUUACUAUAAGGUGUCAACUCCUUCAUACGAUGACUACAGCACGUCAAGACGAACGAAAAAGCCGACUGAAACGGCCAAGUAUACUUCGACACAAGAGACGACUACUCAGUUCAACAAUAACAAGGAGAAUAACGGGGAUAUUCAGGUGGAAGCCCUUCCUACGUUGCCACCGAACAAGCACUUCAAGCGGCCGAACACGCCUGAGCGUAAAAGGAAUAAGGUUAGGAGGCGCCGUCCGCCGCUAGCUAACAUCAAUCGCACCAAGGAAGAGACUACCAGCACGUUAAGUACCCGCUCCUCCACAUACAUCUCCUCUACAGAGCCGACACCGACCACCGACUCCGACGAAGUUUACACGAUCAGACCUAGAGUGAGGCCUACCAAGUCCCAGCCGAACCUGACGACUCCGACCGUCACCACCGACUUGACCACCAGCGCGUUACCGACCGUCACUCCGACCAUACCUACUAUUGUUAAGAAGAAGCUGGCUCAUCGCCGACCAGUCACAACGCCUGCCGACAGACCAGAAACUACUACAGUAUUCACUAAAGAAGACUUAAACCAGGAAUCCCAGAUAAUGAAAAUAACAAAUCGUCCCCAUUUCCCGAAACUAAACGGUUAUGACUUCAAAAAUGAUUUCUCACAUAAACAAGACGAAAAAGACACUCCUACAAGUGAUGUCGCAGUAAGCUUGUCAGACACUUUGAAGACCACUGUGGCAUCUGAACAAGAAUUUUCAUUCCACAAAGAUGUGAAACCUAUUGAAGCUAAACUAGAACCAGUGAAGGCGUGGGAGACUACAACUGAAUUCUACAAGGAAGAGGGAACAGAUUACACGACCACUCCCCGAUUAGACGCCACAACUACAGGUCGCGCUCAACGACCAAGGUUGCGGAACAAGUACAACAGGACGAGAUUCAACGUCAAAGACUACAGAAACCGACUAAGUUCUACCACGAGCACUACAGAAAAACCUGCUGAAAACACACCCAAGAUACGAUUCCCUCAGAGACGAGUGCCUUACAACGAUAACAAUGACAGUGAGAACACAACUGAACGCAAACGCUUCACGCCUAAAGACCCGAGAUACAAGAACGGAAAUGGUGAGAACAGUGAAUCGACAGAGAAAGACAUACAUGUGAACAAACCUAAUAGGCAGAGGCAGACUACAGAAGCAGUAGAAGCAACUACGAUAAGAGUAUCGGCGAGGAUAAGGAACGGCCAACGUAGACCGAGACCAACCACCGAAGAACCUGAGACGACUACACCAACCGCAGUCCACAGCAAAAGACCACUGAGAAAGAAGAUCAAGGACUCAGAAAUAGGCGAAUCUGUACAAGACAUUUCAGUCACGGAAACUACAGUUUACGACAGAAACGAGAUUACAUCAGAAAGGACACGAUCUGAGAGUGCUAUCAUGAAAAUCGCUGACAAAAAGCAUCAGGACCACUUAGAACAUUUGUUUGAACAUUCGAAGAGAGUUUCAGAUCUAACUUUAGCAGCUAGCAAGGAUUACAAUAAGCCAGGAAUGUUUAAGACUAUUUCGUCGAGCAGUAGGCGAAUACCGAAUUACUUUACGAUAGCGACGGACGACCCUAUCUUACCUAUUGAAGCGUUUUUUCCGCAGUUGAACCAAAAGAAGGAAUCGUAACGUUCCUAACUUAAUGUUUAUUGUUUACAAACCAAAUCCUCUUCACUGCCAAAGCUUCUCUAUAGGUAUCUUGCAACUUGCACGAGUAAUAACAUUUUAGUACACAACGGUAGACUGUAAGAUUUUAUGACAUCAUUAUUUCUCAGUGAGAAUUCGGUAACAACUUUUGAGUGGAUUUAUUUUUUGUAUAAAUUCAUAGUUUUAUUGCAAUUAGCUGUUAAUGUUGAAAACUUUUCGAGCCUUUUUGAAACGCAUUUAGAGUUUUAGCUAAAAUUUGAUAUUUAUAGAUUUUAAAUAUCCAGAAAUGGUACCUUAAUCAAUGGAUUUUUUUACACAGUUAUUUUUUGCAAGAACUGAUACUAGAUAAGACUAUUUAUUUAUAUAAUUUCUGCAAUUAGUAUUGGUCGUCUAUAGUGCUCAUUUAGUUAAUAAGUGUUACAAUAAGUGAUAUGAUUGUUCAUACAUAAUAUCAACUGUAAUGUAGUAUUAUGUGUCUGUAUGUUUGUUUUACGUUUAUAUUCGAAAUUGUUAAGCAUUUAUUGUAAAAUUAAUUAUCUAAAUGCAAUUUGUUAGUAGGUAUAUUUGAAUAUGGAAGUAAAUAUGUGUAACAGAGUGAUGAAUGAACGUUAAUAUUAAAAGGAUGAAAU